Messenger RNA from Perkinsus marinus ATCC 50983, 1201 nucleotides. RefSeq lists its product as hypothetical. Gene Ontology annotation, cellular component: membrane. The record is from RefSeq and is a predicted model, not a curated record. NCBI's taxonomy places the organism in Eukaryota, Perkinsozoa, Perkinsida, Perkinsidae. The coding region runs from base 1 to 492 and encodes 163 amino acids. The transcript is spliced from 4 exons.
AUGUCCAUCCUAGGAGCCUCCUCUCAUAUGAGCGUGGACACUUUCUCUACUGAGUUCGUCAGAAUGUUUUGGGCUCCCUGUGGAGUUACCAUAGCGUGGCUAAUGCAGUAUGGGAUGAUUGACUUCAUUUGCAUCGGAGCUAGUCGCACAUACUUCAACUGGGGUUUCCCGAAAGGAUCCGAGGGCGCCCCAGAACCGCUUGCUCGAGCCAUGAGGGUGCAUAUAAAUCAACUCGAAAACAGUAACCACAUGCUCUUCACAAUGUGGAUGUGUGCAUUAUGUGGUCGCCCGACCUUCGCUGCUGCCUGUGGGGCUCUCUGGGUCACCGUAAGAUGUCUAUACGGUUUCAAGUAUCGCAUGACCAAAGGAACCUUGAAGGGCAUUCUACAGUUCACCAUCCCCAGCUACCUAAUCGUACACAUUCUCUAUUUCAGUAACGACCAGUUCAUACUGUCAAUAAUAAUCUUAUUAAUAUACCCCAUAGGGGCGUAAUGGUAUAGUAAAUAGGCAUUUAUAACUUUAUCCUAGGUGUAGGAUUAAUACAAUGUAGUUUCACCCUAGUCACUAGGGCGUGUAUUUCAUAUCACUAAGGCCUAGUGAUAUGAAAUACACUAGUGAAAAACAUAUUUCACGACUACUACAGGCCGCGGAUAUCGCGUUUUUCACCGAGUUUUACGCCACUUCACGUAAAACGGGUGAAACUCUAAUAUAUCAUCGUAUAAUAAUUAUAUGAUAUUGAUAUGGAUAUUACUGUAUGGUUUAUGAUGAUUAUACCCCUAUAGAUACCUAAUAAUGGUGUUGAUAAUAUUUACUCUUACAUAUUAUGUAUCUACGUUUAUCAUCAAUGUCAUUACGAUUAGCCAUAUAUCCUAUUAACAGGGAAAUCGCUUGUUCGCAUUUUUAUGAGCUUCCGUUUGACACAUCUUAUGCUGUAUCACAUUUCUGCAUUCUUCAGGUACCAUUCAAAGCAUUUUGAAAGUAGCCUUCGGGUUCGACAAUUUCACGUCCAAUCUCAGCGCGGCCGGAGUAGUUCUCACCGCUUAUCUACUCACGCUGGGCACUGCUAAACUCCAGAGGAAACAAUGCGAGAUGUGGGAUAAGGAGCAGAAGAAAAAAUAGGGAGAACAUGAGGCUCCAACAUGAGAGCUGGCUGGGCUUUUUUUAUUGAAGGCUCUGUCUUCACCAGCAGCCACAUACUACA